GACCAAGGAGGAGCAGAACAAGAAGCUCGGCGGCUACAUCGCCCUCCUCAAGGUUUCGGCCACGAAGACGGUGGAGUACUGCGCGAGAGAGGCCCUGCAGGUCUUCGGCGGUGCGGGCUACACCCGCACCGGUCAGGGUGAGAAGGUGGAGCGCGUGUACCGCGAGGUGAAAGCCUGGGCCAUCCCAGGAGGAAGCGAGGAGCCCACCGCGCCCACGUGCCUUCGUUGUGUGUGUGUGUGUCCUGGAUCAAUCGCUCCUCAAGCUGGAUUUUCGUGA
This is a messenger RNA of Symbiodinium necroappetens, 277 nucleotides long. The record is from the annotation of a GenBank genome assembly. Lineage: Eukaryota; Dinophyceae; Suessiales; Symbiodiniaceae.